Zychaea mexicana is the source of this 990-nucleotide messenger RNA. Its product is annotated as major facilitator superfamily domain-containing protein. Gene Ontology annotation, molecular function: transmembrane transporter activity. Gene Ontology annotation, biological process: transmembrane transport. The coding region runs from base 1 to 990 and encodes 329 amino acids. NCBI's taxonomy places the organism in Eukaryota, Fungi, Mucoromycota, Mucoromycetes, Mucorales, Lichtheimiaceae. The record is from RefSeq and is a predicted model, not a curated record. The transcript is spliced from 2 exons.
AUGAUCUUAUUAUUAGGUCCUAUUAUUGGCGGAUUUCUGACUAUCAGCAAUAACACGUGGCGCACCACUUUCUGGUUCUGCUUUGCUUUUGGUGCCCUUGUCGUUAUUGUUUCAUUCAUUUCCCUGCCAGAAACAUUUCGUGACAGCAAAAGGUUUGAUGUGGAGGAAAAGCUCCCUACAGCAGCAAUAUCAUCAGCAACUAUAAUAACAGCAGAGACAUCAUCCACGUCGGUGGACACAGCAACGAUCAACAAAAAUGAAAUCCAGCAACAAGAAACCGAAGCAAGAAAGAAGAAAGUGAUUAACCCGCUCCGUCCAAUUUUACUGUUAUGCUACCCUCACAUUUCGUUGACCUCUCUGGCCGCCGGCGUCGCAUUUGCGGGUAUGUUUACUGUCAAGACCAUUGUUCCGACACUGUCUGAACAAAAGCACCACUUCGCUUGGCAAGUAAGCUUAAGCUAUUCAGGUGCAGGUUGCGGCCACUUACUUGGUGCCCUUAUUAAUGGUCAACUUUCGGAUCGAUUGCUCUUGUCGUCACGAACCAAACGUGGCGGACGACACAAAGUGGAAGAUCGCAUCACAAUAAAUAUCUGGCCGUGUUGCUUGAUAUUUAUUCCUGGUAGAUUACUACUUUUCGGCUGGAGCAUCAAUAAUAAUCUCACCUACUGGUCAGCUAUUAUUGGUUUCGGCAUUCAAUGCUUUGGUGUAAACCAAAUCACGUCAGCUAUGGGUGCCUAUUGGUCCGAUGCGAUACACCCUAGCCAGGCGGCUUCAGCUAAUGCAGCAGGAGUCUUUAGCUCGAUGGUACUUGGCUGCUGUUUAAGCCUUACUGCUCCUCCAAUGAUUGACAGAAUUGGUUUUGGAUACUAUUCAGUUUUCCUCGCUGGACUCAGUUGGCUCUCGGCUGGUCUCUUACUUAUAGUCAAGCUGUACGGGCAAAGAAUCCGUCGUCAUUUCGGUUUUGAACAAAAUGUAGAACGAAAAGAUUGA